AUGGCACGCGCUGCAGCUACCCUUCAGCUCCUGCUGGUCGCCGUGGUGGCAGCGAUGCUCCUCGCAGCGCCUCACACCGCCGACGCGGCCAUCUCCUGCGGCCACGUGAACGCCGCCCUCAGCCCCUGCAUCCUCUACGCGCGCGGCCUCGCCGGCGCCCCGUCCGCGGCUUGCUGCGGCGGCGUCAAGAGCCUCGCCGCGGCGACGAAGACCACUGCCGACAGGCGCGCCGCAUGCAGCUGCCUCAAGAUGGCCGCCAGCCGCAUGACCGGGCUCAACAACGGCAACACCGCCAACAUCCCGGCCAAGUGCGGCGUCAGCGUCCCCUACGGCGAUAUCAGCGCCUCCGUCGACUGCUCCAAGGUCAAUUGA
This is a messenger RNA of Lolium rigidum, 372 nucleotides long. RefSeq names its product non-specific lipid-transfer protein 1-like. Gene Ontology annotation, molecular function: lipid binding. NCBI's taxonomy places the organism in Eukaryota, Viridiplantae, Streptophyta, Magnoliopsida, Poales, Poaceae. Gene Ontology annotation, biological process: lipid transport. The record is from RefSeq and is a predicted model, not a curated record. The transcript has a single exon. Bases 1 to 372 code for a protein of 123 amino acids. Gene Ontology annotation, cellular component: membrane.